This is a messenger RNA of Paramacrobiotus metropolitanus, 2219 nucleotides long. Its product is annotated as P2X purinoceptor 4-like. Bases 705 to 1973 code for a protein of 422 amino acids. The transcript is spliced from 10 exons. Gene Ontology annotation, molecular function: purinergic nucleotide receptor activity; extracellularly ATP-gated monoatomic cation channel activity. Gene Ontology annotation, cellular component: nuclear inner membrane; plasma membrane. The record is from RefSeq and is a predicted model, not a curated record. Lineage: Eukaryota; Metazoa; Tardigrada; Eutardigrada; Parachela; Macrobiotidae. Gene Ontology annotation, biological process: response to ATP; monoatomic cation transmembrane transport.
CCAACUUUCAACCCUAUUAUUUUAACAUAAUUAUGUAGCACUAGGAAAAGUAAACUCGUACAACAGUAAUAAUUGGUACAUUGCAUGAAGUUAUAUAAAUUCUGCAUUAGCAGAUUUUUCUAGAAAACAGAAGCCCAUCUGAAUAAAAGACGAUAUGAGGAGAGUUGGAAGGAAACGAGCUAAUUGAAGGAUUAACAUUUGCCAUCCGCCGCGGCGGAAGUGGAGAAACCUCCACACUGCAGCGCCUGCCCGGGCACGCGCACUGAUUGACAGACAGAUUGGCAGACAAAACGCCGUGGAUGGAGCUGUUACACUAGCUCGUCCCACGCGAUAGUUUCUGAGUUUUUCCUCGAUGGCUCUUUAUGAGCGGGCUUAAAAAAACUGACGAUAUUGCGUGCUGUUGCAUAAGCCAAUGAGGGCAUACUUUUGGAUCCGAAAACUUGCUAAGCGGUUAAUUAAGCGGGCAGCAUCGUGCUCAGGAUUUAUCAUCUCGGUUGUUAAUACUGCAAUUGAUUUUUUCAUGCAGAUGCCACAACAAUUUCCUAAAGGCUGAAUGCUCAGGGGUCAGAUACGCUUCUUUGAGUACAAGCGAUGAUCUGCCGUUGUAUGCCAAUGCAGCAGGUUAGAGUAUGCAUAUAAAUUGGCCCGAGUGGAAUAUUAUCACCAUUGUUAUCGGUGCAUCAUCCGUAAUUGGUCGAUUAUAAAUGGCGUCUCGUCCCGGGUCAGUGUUUUGGAGGAAUUGUCUCGAUACCUUUACCAAAUAUGAGACCGGAAGAACAGCUCGCUUUAACGAACCUUUUAUAGCCAUCUGCAACAGGAUCAUCCAAUGCAUCAUCUUGGUAUAUGUAUUCGGGUAUGUGCUGCUGGCCGACAAAGGAUACCAGGAGAUUGACAAUGGCGAGAGUAGCGUGGUUACCAAGGUCAAAGGAAACCAGAAGAACAUCCGCCGCGGUCACACUGGCCAGAACAUGUUUUCUCCCACAGAGGGCAUAACGUGGGAUGCCGCCGAUUACGUUUAUCCGCCAUUAGAAAAUAAUGCGCUCUUUAUUAUGACUAGAUUUACCAUCACAGAAAAACAGAAUCAAGGCAAGUGCGCCGAGCGUAAUGAUCCAUCAACACAAAAGGAGGCCCGCUGUGUCGAUCAUACCGAUUGUCUGCUGGGCAAACCAGUGCAUCUCGGGCAUGGAUUUCAUACCGGGAAAUGUGUAUAUUCCACCGGAACCUGCGAAGUUUUUGCGUGGUGCCCAAUAGAAAAAGAUACAAAUGAAGCAUUUGUCUGGUUGGAUGGCGGACAAAAUUUGACCAUUCUUGUAAAAAAUUUUGUUCUGUUUCCAAAAUGGGGAAUUCGCCGGAGGAAUAUUGGUGACCUCAGUGCCACUCACCUCAAGGACUGCAAAUAUAAACCAAAGAAGGAUCCGCUUUGUCCCAUAUUUGUUCUAGGCGAUAUCGUUGAAUUAGCCAAAGAAAACUUUACCGAAAUGGCUCUUCAUGGUGCUAUACUGAACUUUGCGAUUACCUGGGACUGCAACCUGGACCGGCACAUCCAGAACUGCGUGCCUCAAUAUUCAUUUCGCCGACUGGACAACGGCCGGGAAGCGGUUGCUCCUGGGUGGGAUUUCUGGUACUCGGGAUAUUGGCUGGACAAGGAUAACGAGCCAUCUCGCUUCCUCAUCAAAGCCACUGGCAUCCGGAUCGUUUUUACUGUCUACGCUAAAGCCAGGAAAUUUAGCAUAGUGAAGACAACCAUGAAUCUGGGAGCAGGACUGGGUCUUCUUUUCAUGGCGUCAAUGAUUUGUGACUAUAUGCUGUUUUAUUGUGGGAGACCACGGGAGCGAGAGAUUCGGGGUGCUUAUGCGUCCGUGGAUGCCGAAGAAAUCAAGAACGAAAACGCCAGUAACAAUCACAAAAAUGGAAAUUAUCAUUACCGCUAUGACAACGGUGACCACCACAACGGAAACCCCGUAUUCCUAUAAUAUAAUCAACCCUGAAAAUAUUUAAAAAUAUUUAUGACUCUCCCGAGCUGCCGUCUUCUCACACAAAAAUAGAAGUUGUUUGUUAAACAGAAAGAGCGCACAUAAAAUAGUGAAAAUGGUAACCUCAUGUCAGUUUGUUAUGACUCUUAUAUUUCUACUUGUUUAUGAUAUGCUGCUUCCUGUCUAGACCAGUUCUUAAAAAUAUUUCACAAAAAAGACAGUGUAAAAAUUAAUAAAUACAGUAUU